AUCUCCUUUCUCCUGUUUUCGUGCAGAUCUCUCCGUACUCGAAUCUAUUCAAUUUCAUUUGAUUUCUCUUCCUCCGAUUUCAGGAAUCAGUCAACCGAGUCGAGAAUGAAUGUGCCCUAGUUUUACUUUGUUAGUUGUUAAUCAGAAGAAGAAGAAGAAGUGGUGGUUGCUGGUUUAUGAGUUGAAACGUUUGUUGAUUGAUUGAACAUGAUAUGAAUUGGAGAUGAAAUCUCUAUACCCGUAGAAAGAUUCCUCGGUGCAGGUGUUUUUCUUUCGAUUGUUUCGAUUUAUGCAAAUAACGUUGUUAUCUGGGGAGAAAUGGAAGACUUGGGCGCCGCGCAAGUUGUUUCUCCUACAGUCAUCCACCAAUCAAUGGUCGGAAGAUUUCAUGAUUCGCGAGAUGUGAGCUUGGAAGCUAACGAUGAGGUGGAGUUAGAGAGAGAAGUUGUGAAAACUUCGGAAGUUGAAGUUCCCACAUCGACUUUCUUGGAUUUGGAUUUGGAGCCGUGUCCAAUAAAAAACGGGGAAGAGACACUUAUGGAGAUAUUAGGAGAGAAUGGCGAAUUGAAUAUUAUUUCGUCCAACACCAAUGAUUCUGGUAAUGCAAACGAUGAAUGUGCGGAUCAGAUUAACUUGAGCGUAACUGAAGCAUCAGAAGCAAGUCAGGGAUAUGUAGCUGACUGUGAUUUGCAAGAUGUGAGCAAGGAGACCAAUGAUGAGAUAAAAUCGGAGAGAGAAGUGGUGGAAAAUGCAGAACAUGAAAUUCCUGCAUCAACAUCAUCGGAUUUGGAAUUGGAGCCGCAUCCAAUUAAUAACAAGGAAGAUAAAGUUGUUGAAGAAGCACUUCCUGUUCAUGACAGUUCGAUGAGGAGUUACACCAAAGAGGCAAGCUCGGGAUCUGACUCUACACUUGACACGUGUCCAGCUGUUCUUGCAGAGAAAGAACCAACUCCUCAAUUGGGUGAACCCCAUGCUGAAACUAAAGUUUCAAGUGAGAAAGCCAAAGCUGCAGAUAGCCCACCUGAAACUUUUGAUGUGAAAUCCUGCAGCCCACCUGAAAAUUUUGACGUGAAAUCGUGCAGCCCACCUGAAACUUUAGACGUGAAAUCGGAACCUGGAGAUCAUGUUCAUAACGUUUCUACCAUAAACAGCGUAGAAACGAAUGGUAGUGUGACUCUCGCAUGCAGAACAGAGGUUUCGGAUAAAUUUGAUGUUGAGGAAGGUGCAGCUAACAUUGUGUCAGACAAAAGAGACGUUGAAGACAUGGUAGAUCAAUUGUAUGGUGCUGUAGGAAAUAGUAAUGAUAACUUGUCCUUGCAAGAAAAUGAGGAAAGUGAAAAUUCUUCCAGCAACAACAUAUCCGUCGCUUCAAUAGGUGGUUCCUUGAUCGACGGAGAAGCAGCAAUUAUUAAGACGAAGCCGAAGCCAUUCAACUUUUUGGUCAGGGUACCAAGAUUUGAUGAUGAAAGCCUUCGAGAACAAAUCAGGCUUGCAAAGCUACAUGUUGAUGAAAAGACAAAACUGAGGGAAGCUGUACAAGUCCAAAUACAGGAAAAAAGAGCCAACACUCAGAUUCAUGGGAUCGAUUAUGAAUACGCCAAGGGUGAAGCUAGAAGUGCACGGAAGUUGGUGAGAUCGAAACGCGUGGAAAUAGAUUCUCUUCAGGCUGUGAUUAACAAAGCCAAGAAUGCGUUAUCUAUUGAGGAUAUUGAUAGCCAGAUGUACAAUAUGGAACGUAUGAUUCAGCAUGAGACUCUUCCCUUGAAAGAAGAAAAGCAGCUCAUUCGUGAAAUCAAGCAACUGAAGCAAAUUCGCGAACAAUUGUCUUCUAAUAUUGGUAGCCAAGAUGAAAUCAACCAGGCACUUGAACAGAGGGAGGAGGUUGAAGAGCGUUUAAAGAUUCUAAGGAAGGAGCUUGAUGUGCUUAAAGGGAGAGUCUUAAAAGCUGAGGCGGUUGCUACGGAAGCGGAAAAGAAAUAUGACGAUGAAAAUAAAAAGGUUAGGGAACUUCAGACUCAGUUUAGAGCUGCAAAUGAUGUGCGCCAAGAAGCAUACGCUCAGUGGCAAGAUUUGAGAAAAGAACUUUCGGAGAAGACCAAACACUUUUUCAAGUACAAGGACAGUGCAGCUCUUGCAAAUAAUUAUGCAUUUACCAGGGAUAGGGAGGCUCUUUACCGUAUGUGCUUUAAUAAUGUGGAAAAUUUCAUGGAACUGUGGAACACAAGCGAGGAGUUUCGCACAGAUUACGUUAAAUUCAAUGCAAGGAGUUACGUAAGGAGAUUCGGUACUUUAGACGGGCGCGCACUUGGCCCCGAUGAGGAGCCUCCUAUACUACCGAGUUAUGUUAAUGACAGAGUUAAGAUGGUUCCGACUCCAGUCAAGGUUGAUGUUCUUACAUCACAAACUCCAACUCUAGAGCUAAAGCAAGAGCCAACGGUCGAAAAUGUGACCUCAGAGGUUAAAACUGUGAAGAAAAUGACGGAACUUAAGAAUCAAGAAGUGACGAAUAAGGGACUUGCUAUACAUAUACGCUCGAAUGGCUUGGACACCGUUUCUGUUAAGGAGAUUGCUGAUGAGGUGCAAGAGGAGCCAAAGAAAUCAAAGGAGGAGAUUGAGUCGAUAAGGAAAGUAGAGGAAAGGAGAAAGGAGGAGGUUGAAGCUAAGUUGAAAGAGGAACAAAGGUUGGAGGCACUAGCCAAGGCUAACGAGGCACGUGAGAGGAAGAAACGACAAGCGGAAAAGUUACAGAUGAGAGCAGAACUCAAGACACAGAAGGAAGCAGAACUGAAAGAAAAGGAGAGGGAGAAGAGGCAGAGAAAGAAGGAAAGAAAGAAGGCUGCUUCAGACGUGAACGACAUAGACACAGCUCCAAGCUCUGAAACCGCUUCGGUAAUUAGCAUCGACACCGAAGCGAAGGACACUACUACUACAACUACUUCUUCUUCAGCAGUACCUAAAAAGGCGCAGAAAUCGUGGUUAUUCGCAAAGCAGAGCAAGGCAAAAUCAGUUGUGCCGCCAGCUCUACGCAACAGAAACAAGAAAAGAUUGCAGCAGUGGAUGUGGGUGGGUGUCACAAGCCUGGGUAUUCUACUUCUGUUCUGGCUGGGAAAUAUCGGUGUUUUUCCGAGCAUACAUUACAAGCGACGAAGCCCUGUUAUCUGAUUUCGCCCUUUUUGCAUGUUAGACUCGGAUUAAUUCGGCGGGUUUUGUUCUAGAGACGGAUAUAUAGAUAAUAUAGGGUGGUAUACUACUUUGGUUCAUUACUAAGAUUAUUUGGUCAGUGUUUUAGAUUAGUAGUCUUUAAUGGUUUUAGUUCAUAUACAAGAUUGAUAUAGAGCUCUUUUUGUUUUUUGCAUUAGUAGUGAACAUGUAUCCAAAACUAACAUGCAAAACCAAAGGCCAAAUUUGCUCAUUUUUAGGCAAAUUUGUUUGUUUUUUUUUAAAUACUUCCUACACUUUAGGAUUGGUUAGUAUAUGAAUAUUCAUUUUUCUAGUGCAUGAAAUAAAUAUUACAAUUUCUAAA
Erythranthe guttata (spotted monkey flower) is the source of this 3523-nucleotide messenger RNA. RefSeq lists its product as uncharacterized. The record is from RefSeq and is a predicted model, not a curated record. NCBI's taxonomy places the organism in Eukaryota, Viridiplantae, Streptophyta, Magnoliopsida, Lamiales, Phrymaceae.